UAGCCCGCAAAGGCUCGCUAGGGCGCUGCUAGUGCGCGCACGUGCGUUCUGAGCUGGAGUUCCCUCCUCCCGGCGCCGCCGCUUCGCUCCCUGCCGCCGCCUCCACCGCCGCAGGUAGUAAUGGCCACCGGCGCCGCCAUCCACUCAGUCCCCUGCUCCGCCGGCCGCCCGAAACGGAGCAGCCAGCGCCGCGGCUCCGCCUUCCUCUCCGUCCGCGCUUCGUCCGACGCAAACACGGUGACGCUUCUGGACUACGGCGCGGGCAACGUGCGCAGCGUGCGCAACGCCAUCCGCCACCUCGGCUUCGGCAUCCGCGACGUGCGUAGCCCGGAGGACAUCCUCGCCGCCGACCGACUCGUCUUCCCCGGGGUCGGCGCCUUUGGCUCUGCCAUGGAUGUCCUCAACAGCACCGGCAUGGCAGCCGCGCUCCGGGAGUACAUCCGCAAGGACCGCCCCUUCCUCGGCAUCUGCCUCGGCCUCCAGCUGCUCUUCGAUUCCAGUGAGGAGAACGGACCGGUAAGCGGCCUUGGUGUGAUACCAGGCGUGGUCGGGCGAUUCGAUUCCUCCAAGGGCCUCAUAGUGCCUCACAUUGGCUGGAACGCUCUCGAGAUCACCAAGGACACGCAGCUGCUGCAGGGAGCUGAUGGUCACCAUGUGUACUUUGUUCACUCCUACCAUGCACUGCCUUCAGAUGCUAAUAGAGACUGGAUUUCUUCGAUAUGCAACUAUGGCGGCAGCUUCAUAUCAUCCAUCUCAAUGGGCAACAUUCAUGCAGUUCAAUUUCACCCAGAAAAGAGCGGAGCUACUGGUCUUUCUAUAUUAAAAAAUUUUCUAAGUCCUAACUCUUCAAGGGCAAAGAUCCCAGCACGGAGGAGAGCAUCAAAGCUUGCAAAGAGAGUGAUAGCAUGCCUUGAUGUUCGGUCAAAUGAUGAAGGAGAUCUUGUGGUAACAAAAGGUGAUCAAUAUGAUGUAAGAGAUGAUACUAGCGGCAAAGAGGUAAGAAACCUUGGCAAGCCCGUUGAUUUAGCAAGUCAGUACUACAUAGAUGAUGCUGAUGAGGUUAGCUUCUUGAAUAUAACUGGUUUUCGCGACUUCCCAUUGGGUGAUUUGCCAAUGCUAGAGGUACUGCGUUGUGCCUCUGAAAAGGUUUUUGUGCCACUUACAGUUGGUGGAGGCAUACGAGAUUUCAGAGAUGCAAAUGGAAGAUACUAUUCAAGCUUGGAAGUAGCAUCAGAAUAUUUCAGGUCUGGUGCCGACAAAAUUUCAAUUGGAAGUGAUGCUGUUUAUGCUGCUGAAGCCUUUUUACAAACUGGUGUAAAGACGGGGAAAAGCAGCUUGGAGCAAAUUUCUAGAAUAUAUGGCAGCCAGGCUGUAGUUGUAAGUAUUGAUCCUCGACGGGUAUAUGUCAAUAGUCCACAAGAUGUGCCAUUUAAAACUGUAAUGGUGUCCAGUAAAGGUCCAUCAGGAGAAGAAUACGCAUGGUACCAGUGUACAGUAAAUGGUGGACGUGAUAGCCGACGUAUAGGAGCAUAUGAACUAGCAAAAGCUGUGGAAGAAUUGGGUGCAGGAGAAAUACUACUUAACUGCAUUGAUUGUGAUGGCCAGGGCUGUGGAUUUGACAUAGAUUUGGUCAAAAUGGUGUCUGAUGCUGUGACAAUCCCUGUCAUUGCAAGCAGUGGUGCUGGUGCUGUCGAACAUUUUUCUGAAGUAUUUGAGAAAACAAAUGCUUCUGCUGCCCUUGCUGCUGGUAUUUUCCAUCGGAAAGAGGUCCCCAUACUAGCAGUGAAAGAGCACCUGGUAGAUGCUGGUGUGGAGGUCAGAGUGUAGAAUGGAAAUCCUUCCAUUGUUGAAUGAUUCUUGCCUGAUGUUGCAACUGCAAUCUGUUCUGUUUCGGGGGCAUGUUGGCAGUGCAUAGGCCCUGGAUGGGAACUGCAAUUUCGUAACAAUUACUUUGCUGGUGCGGCCUGGGCGCCUGGCCGCGUCCGACUGGCAAGAGGGCUGUGCAUGAAGCAUGUGGCCCGGCUUUCCGAAGUUGCAGAGUCGUCGUCGGCGACUGCGGAGGCAGCCUUGGCGCAUAUUCGUCUGUUGGUCAUACGGAUCGGAUUUUAGAUCGUACACUUUUUCUUAGGCUUGUUACGUUUGUCUUUAAAUUGUUAUCCAAAUUAAUGGUUGCUGUUAGUUACAUAAUGCAUAGCUGGGCGUAGUCAAUCAAACAAUUAUGGAUAAGAUUCCGGAUAUCUUGUGGGAUCGAUCUUGAUUGUCGAGUAGUCAUUCAUCGGAUGGUUUACAA
Molecule: messenger RNA, 2290 nt
Organism: Phragmites australis (common reed)
Lineage: Eukaryota; Viridiplantae; Streptophyta; Magnoliopsida; Poales; Poaceae
Product: imidazole glycerol phosphate synthase hisHF, chloroplastic-like
Exons: 17
Coding region: 121-1827 (568 amino acids)
Biological process (GO): L-histidine biosynthetic process
Molecular function (GO): imidazoleglycerol-phosphate synthase activity; oxo-acid-lyase activity
Source: RefSeq, a predicted model, not a curated record